AUGAAGACUACUGCUCUUCUCACCACCCUCUCGGCCCUCAUUCACCAAUCCAUCGCCAACCUCGAUGUGAUUACCCUCUAUGCCAAGACCAGUGCCUACAUCCAGGAGGCUUCUGCCACGCUUGUUGUCGGAGAUGUCCCUAACCCCAUCACUGGAGAUGUCGCUCUGUGGAGUGCCAUCAUGAUGGAGAACCAGGCUUCUUUUCUUCAGGGUGUUACCGAGAAUGCUCCUCAAGGUCUCGGAUAUUGCACCAACCUCGGAAAGCAGUGGUGCAACUUUGCCUAUGCUCUAGUCAAUCAGAGUUCUGAGCCCAAAAACGGGAAACCAGUCAAGGCCGCCCCAGGAUCUCGCAUCAAGACGCACUACAAGCUGAAUUCUCAGACGCAAAUGUGGGACCAGAACCUCUAUAUCAACGACAAACUGGUUUCCAGCGUCUCUACCAGCCAAGGACAGCACGGCGAAAUCUUUUACAUCUCUGUCGAGUGUGCAGCUGGCACUUGUGCCACUGCUCCCGCCCACAGCUGGGAGGAUGUUUCCAUCACCCUGAGCCAGGCUGAUUCAAGCUUUGGACGCUCCGGAGGCUGGCAGUAUGGCGCCACCGGUGGAAAGAUGUCGAGCCCCGAUGGCGGCAAGACUUGGCGAUUCACCUCCCUGAAGGUCCCAGCCACUAACCCUUAA
Fusarium vanettenii 77-13-4 is the source of this 678-nucleotide messenger RNA. RefSeq lists its product as uncharacterized. The record is from RefSeq and is a predicted model, not a curated record. NCBI's taxonomy places the organism in Eukaryota, Fungi, Ascomycota, Sordariomycetes, Hypocreales, Nectriaceae. The transcript has 6 exons. Bases 1 to 678 code for a protein of 225 amino acids.